Molecule: messenger RNA, 3891 nt
Organism: Ricinus communis (castor bean)
Lineage: Eukaryota; Viridiplantae; Streptophyta; Magnoliopsida; Malpighiales; Euphorbiaceae
Product: MDIS1-interacting receptor like kinase 2
Exons: 2
Coding region: 420-3674 (1084 amino acids)
Biological process (GO): protein phosphorylation
Molecular function (GO): protein kinase activity; protein binding; ATP binding
Source: RefSeq, a predicted model, not a curated record
UGGCCACAACUCUAAAAUUCUCUCUUCUUUUUCUCCAUUUUUUAUUCCUCUGUUUGUUCCCACUGCAGAUCACCUCCUCACCAAGAACCCAAGCAGAAGCUCUCGUCAGAUGGAGAAACAGCUUCUCUUCUUCACCUCCUUCUCUCAAUUCAUGGUCCCUCGCCAGCCUCGCCAGCCUCUGCAACUGGACUGCCAUUUCCUGCGACACCACUGGAACAGUUUCAGAAAUACACCUCUCCAAUCUGAACAUUACUGGAACACUUGCCCAGUUCAGCUUCUCUUCGUUUUCAAACAUCACCAGCUUUGACCUCCAGAAUAAUAAUAUCGGCGGAGUCAUACCAUCAGCUAUUAUUAAUCUCUCCAAGCUCACUUACUUGGACUUGAGCAGCAACUUUUUUGAGGGCAGCAUACCUGUGGAGAUGGGACGAUUGGCAGAGCUUCAGUUUCUUAAUCUUUAUUACAACAAUCUCAAUGGUACCAUUCCUUAUCAGCUUAGCAAUCUCCAAAACGUACGGUACUUGGACCUUGGAGCAAACUUCUUUCAAACACCUGAUUGGUCUAAAUUUUCAAGUAUGCCUUCGUUGAUCCAUCUUAGCCUUUUCUUUAAUGAACUCUCUUCAGGGUUCCCUGAUUUCUUAUCCAAUUGCCGGAAUUUGACCUUUCUGGACUUGUCUUCCAAUCAGUUUACUGGCAUGGUACCAGAAUGGGCAUAUACUGAUCUGGGAAAGAUUGAAUAUUUAAAUCUCACUGAAAACUCAUUCCAAGGGCCAUUGUCAUCUAACAUUUCCAAGCUUUCCAAUCUCAAACAUCUUCGUCUGGCAAAUAAUAAUUUUAGCGGGCAGAUUCCUGGAAGUAUUGGCUUCUUGUCUGAUCUUCAAAUUGUUGAGUUGUUUAACAAUUCAUUCAUAGGGAAUAUUCCAUCUUCUUUAGGCCGACUCAGGAAUUUAGAAUCACUUGAUCUCCGAAUGAAUGAUUUAAAUUCAACAAUACCUCCUGAGCUUGGCCUUUGUACCAACCUCACAUACCUGGCCUUGGCCUUGAAUCAACUAAGUGGGGAAUUGCCUCUGUCCUUGGCCAAUCUCACCAAAAUGGUUGAUUUAGGUUUAUCUGAUAAUGUUUUGACAGGUGAAAUCUCACCUUAUCUUUUUUCCAAUUGGACUGAAUUGUUUUCUUUACAACUUCAAAACAAUAUGUUGUCUGGACAUAUUCCCUCAGAAAUUGGGCAACUGACAAAGCUCAAUCUUCUUUUCCUCUACAAUAACACACUUUCUGGUUCAAUUCCCUUUGAGAUUGGAAACUUGAAAGAUUUGGGGACUCUAGAAAUUUCAGGAAACCAGCUUUCAGGGCCUAUUCCUCCUACACUCUGGAAUCUCACAAAUCUUCAGGUCAUGAAUCUUUUUUCCAACAAUAUCAGUGGAAUAAUUCCACCUGAUAUUGGAAAUAUGACAGCCCUAACACUACUAGAUCUCAGCGGUAACCAGCUUUAUGGAGAGUUGCCAGAGACUAUUUCACGCCUUAGUUCUCUACAGUCAAUCAAUUUGUUCACUAAUAAUUUCUCUGGUAGCAUUCCAAGUGAUUUUGGCAAGUAUAGCCCUUCUUUGUCAUAUGCUAGCUUUUCGGACAACAGCUUCUUUGGGGAAUUGCCACCUGAGAUUUGUAGUGGUUUGGCUCUCAAACAAUUUACGGUUAAUGACAACAAUUUCACUGGGUCAUUGCCGACCUGCUUGAGGAAUUGCUCAGGAUUAACUAGAGUACGGCUUGAUGGGAACCAAUUCACUGGAAACAUCACUGAUGCAUUUGGAGUUCAUCCAGGACUUUAUUUCAUUUCUCUCAGCGGCAAUCAGUUUAUUGGUGAAAUCUCGCCUGUUUGGGGAGAAUGUGAAAACCUGACCAAUUUUCACAUAGACAGAAAUAGAAUUUCUGGUGAAAUCCCUGCUGAACUUGGGAAGUUGACCAAGCUAGGUGCUCUAACUCUGGACUCGAACGAUUUGACUGGGAUGAUUCCCAUUGAAUUGGGAAAUCUAAGCAUGUUACUCAGUCUCAACUUGAGCAACAAUCAUUUGAGAGGAGUAAUCCCCCUGAGUUUGGGCAGUUUGUCAAAGCUCGAAUCUCUUGAUUUAUCUGAUAACAAGCUGUCUGGAAAUAUACCAGAUGAGCUUGCGAAUUGUGAGAAGCUAUCGAGCCUGGAUUUGAGCCACAACAAUCUAUCAGGUGAAAUUCCUUUUGAGCUGGGAAACUUAAACUCAUUGAAGUACUUGUUGGAUCUCAGCAGCAAUUCACUCUCAGGACCAAUACCUGCUAAUCUAGGAAAGCUGACAUUAUUGGAAAAUCUCGAUGUCUCACACAAUAAUCUUUCAGGAAGAAUCCCAACAGCUUUGUCUGGCAUGAUUAGUCUGCAUUCUUUCGAUUUCUCCUACAAUGAGUUGACUGGACCUGUCCCAACUGAUGGAAUGUUCCAAAAUGCAUCUACAGAAGCUUUUAUUGGAAACUCAGACUUGUGUGGAAAUAUAAAAGGGUUAUCUCCUUGUAAUCUGAUAACUUCAAGCGGAAAAUCCUCAAAAAUCAACAGAAAGGUUCUUACUGGUGUCAUUGUUCCAGUUUGUUGCUUGUUCUUGAUAGCAGUAAUCGUUGUUGUAGUGCUAAUAUCUCGUCGGAAGAGCAAACUCGUUGAUGAAGAGAUCAAAAGUUCAAACAAAUACAAGAGUACUGAGUCAAUGAUAUGGAAAAGAGAGGGAAAGUUCACAUUUGGAGAUAUUGUUAAGGCCACUGAAGACUUCAAUGAGAGGUACUGCAUUGGAAAAGGAGGAUUUGGAAGUGUUUACAAAGCUGUUUUGUCAACUGAUCAAGUUGUUGCAGUCAAAAAACUAAAUGUAUCAGACUCCAGUGAUAUUCCAGCAAUAAAUCGCCAGAGUUUUGAGAAUGAGAUUCGAAUGUUGACAGAAGUUAGGCAUCGGAACAUCAUCAAGCUUUAUGGGUACUGUUCCAGGAGGGGCUGUUUGUACUUGGUUUAUGAGUAUGUUGAAAGAGGAAGCUUAGGGAAGGUUUUGUAUGGAGUGGAAGCGGAACUGGAGCUUGGUUGGGCUACAAGAGUGAAGAUUGUACAAGGAGUGGCUCAUGCAGUUGCCUACUUGCACCAUGAUUGCUCUCCACCCAUUGUUCAUCGGGAUAUAUCUUUGAACAAUAUCUUGCUCGAAUUAGAAUUUGAGCCACGACUCUCAGAUUUUGGAACAGCCAGAUUGUUGAGUAAAGAUUCAUCCAACUGGACUGCAGUUGCUGGCUCUUAUGGCUACAUGGCACCAGAGCUGGCGCUUACCAUGCGAGUGACCGACAAAUGUGAUACUUACAGCUUUGGAGUGGUGGCACUAGAAGUGAUGAUGGGAAAGCACCCAGGAGAGCUCUUAACUUCACUAUCAUCCUUAAAAAUGUCAAUGACAAAUGAUACUGAGUUAUGUCUAAACGAUGUGCUGGACGAGCGGCUUCCACUUCCUGCAGGCCAAUUAGCAGAGGAGGUUGUUUUUGUAGUCAAGGUUGCCUUGGCAUGCACUCGUACAGUUCCAGAGGAACGGCCUUCCAUGCGCUUUGUGGCACAAGAACUAGCAGCACGAACUCAAGCUUACUUGUCUGAGCCAUUGGACAAUAUAACUCUCAGCAAGCUAGCUGGCUUUCAAAAAUAAAACAGGGCGAAACUGGUGGGUCAGGUCUUUUCUCUUUUUCAUAUCUUGUCCUGUCUAUCAGUUUCUGGAGGGCUAGGCCUUCCUGGAAUGAUGUGCUAUAGUAAUGAGGUGCACGUCCUCUUGACCGAUUUAAUUUUGUCACUUUCUCUUGACUAGUUACUGAAUCUGUGACAUAUAUUUUUUUAGACCAGACUUAAUUCAUCUUACAUAAACAAAA